Hevea brasiliensis (rubber tree) is the source of this 2420-nucleotide messenger RNA. Its product is annotated as PHD finger protein EHD3. Lineage: Eukaryota; Viridiplantae; Streptophyta; Magnoliopsida; Malpighiales; Euphorbiaceae. The transcript is spliced from 6 exons. The record is from RefSeq and is a predicted model, not a curated record. The coding region runs from base 257 to 1990 and encodes 577 amino acids.
CACCUCUUGCUCAAUUAAUAGAAAAAAAAUAAAUUAUAACAAAAAAGUGGGGAAAUAAAAUAGCAGAGAACAAAGAGACUCUGUUCUAAAAUUUUUUUAAAAUUAGACGGAUAAGACCUGCAACUUCUCUCCGUCAAACCAACCAACUCCUUCCUCUAAGAUUUUAGGUUUCAGUUUUCCUUACCUAAGAAAACUAUAUUCGGCCUCGAAAUUAGGGUUUUGUUGUUAUCUGGGCUUUUCUUUGUGCUACUAAGAGAUGGGUGGUGAGGAGGGAACAAGUAACGGUGACAGCACAGGAGUGGCAGUUCAGUGCUUGAAAAGUGAAGCAGUGGAUAAUGGUUUUUGGAUUAGGAUUGGGAAUGAUGGUGGUGAUGGGGGCUCAGGGCCCAGUGAGGGUUUGCGAACUUACAAGAGGCGAAAACUCACUAGGUGGAGUUCAGAGAAUAAAGUUCAAGAGGAAGGGAGAGGUUCUUUGGAAGCUAGUAAAUUGGCAGAAGAGACCACAAAAGAGCCAUCAGACUGUCUUCCUGAAAAACAUUCUUCUCUGGAUGGUUCGAAUGAUGUUUUACGCAAGCAGUGUAGAAAUGUAGUCCUUGAGCGCAUAUAUCAGUCAUUAAAUGAUAAAGAAGGUGGUAUUCAGGGUUGCAUCCGAGAUGCACUUAUGAUGACUGUUGAGGAAUUUGAUACUUGUGACAAAGAUGAGCACAAGUGCUCCUCACAAGCAAGGUGGAUGCCUAAUGGAAUUCAUGCUAAAGAGCAUGUAGAUUUCAGAUCUAAUGAAUCUUUGGACAAAUCUCAUCAUCCUGUCACUGAGAUGUGCCAGCGUGCUUUCCUUAAUAUUAUGCUUUCUGAAAAGUUCACCUUAUUGUGUAAGCUACUGGUUGAAAAUUUCAAAGAAAUGAAGGCUGACAACCUUUUAGGCUCAAGUCUCAUAAACAUGAGGAUGAAAGAUGGAGUUUAUGAACAUUCACCUUCACUUUUUUUUACGGAUAUUCAACUGGUGUGGAAAAAGCUUCAAGGAAUUGGUAAUGAUUUGAUUUCUCUUGCAAAGAGCCUCUCAGAUGUAUCUUUGACUUGCUUUAAUGAACAGUUCAGUACUCAGGAAUUUAAUUUUCAUCAUAAAUCAGAGAAAAUAGACACUUCUGGUGUAUACAGUGUCUGUACUUGUCGGCAUUGUGGGGGCAAAGCAAAUGGGAGGGAUUGUCUAGUAUGUGAUUCAUGCGAGGAAAUGUACCAUGUAUCCUGUAUUGAACCUGCUGUCAAAGAGAUUCCCCCAAAAAGUUGGUACUGUGUGAGCUGCAGAGCAGUAGGAGUGGUAUCUCCCCAUGAGAAUUGUGUAAUGUGUGAGAGGCUGAAUGCUCCCAGGACUGAUGGAAAGGGAACAUCAACAAUUGAAAAAAUAGUCUGCGAUUUUGAAGAGACUUCAAAUUGUACGAGGGAUGAUUUUUGUCAACCACCAGCAGGGAGUAAAAAUAUUUGUGUUUGUAAAAUUUGUGGAAGUGAGGUGGAAAAUGGUGAAAAGCUGAAGAUAUGUGACCAUGGUUUAUGCCCUUACAAGUAUUACCAUUUGAGGUGCUUGACAACUAACCUGUUAAAAUCAUAUGGUCCGCGUUGGUAUUGCCCUUCUUGUUUGUGUAGAGUUUGCCUAACUGAUAAAGAUGAUAAUGAGAUCCUUUUAUGCGAUGGUUGUGAUAAUGCAUAUCACAUGUAUUGCAUGACUCCACCACGCACUUCUGUGCCUAGAGGGAAAUGGUUCUGCAGACAAUGUGAUUUGAAAAUCAAGGAAAUUCGCAGGGCAAGGAGGGCAUAUGAGAAACAAGGAUAUAGAAUGAAAAAGAAAAUUGAAGCAGGUGAAAGAGCUUUUGAGAAUAUUGAGAAGAUACUGGAUGGGAAAUGUGAACCUGAAUUAUUUAAAGGUAGGGGACCAAUGGACAUACUUCUAACAGCAGCUUUAUAUGGAGAAAAGUUUUCUGGUGUUAGAAAUACAUGACUUUUUAAGAGGGGACUUGAUUAAAACAAUUCGUUGUUUUUGGGAGGAAUGAUUUUGAAGUUGUACGAGUAACUGGUGGCUAGAAUUUUGUUUGACCUCUUUAUGGAUGACUAAUCUCUUUAGUUAGGUUGUAAACUCCAGGUUUUGCUGACUUUUGGAUGCGGGAGUCGGUGCAACACUUGAUUCUGAAGGCUUGUGUAUUUGCUAUUUGGCAAUUCCAAAUACAUGACAUUUUGUUUAAGGAUCAGGAAAUCGUUAGAUCUGUUGUUGGAAAUGAUCAUUUUAACAGCAAGCACUCAAUAUUUUGCACAGUACUAAAUAUAUACAUAUUUCUGUGGGAGGUUAUCGGAAGCUAAUGUUUCUCAGUGAUGUAAAAUGAAGAAACUGCGUCUAUUUAUAGUGAUAGUAAAAGGACACUUUUCAUUUGUCA